ACAGUCAGACUGUAGCUGUUUGAAAGGAAAGAAAUUAAAAUCUGGAAAUAGCAAUCCUUAACCUCAGAGCUCACUAUCACCAUUGUCACCUCCAUGAUGUCGCAUCUUCCGGUAAAGAUAAUCACCGAGAUAUUAUCCCGAUUACCAGUGAAGUCUCUCUUACGCUUCCUCUGCAUUUUGAAGUCAUGGUACGACCUAACCAAGCAUCCAGCUUUCAUCAAGUUGCAUCUCCACCGCUCCAUCGAGACUAACAGAGAUCGCACCCUCAUCUUCGGUAAAACCUACAAAGCUUGCAGAAGUUACAGUGCUGUGCCUCGUUAUUUUGUCUCUAUCCAUUUCCCCUCCGAGAAUCACUUCGACAAGGGCUUAAAACUUCUAGUGUGCCUUGUUGCUUUUGAUCUUGCCACCGAGAAAUUCCGGGUCUUUAAAACACCGGUUCAACAAAAAAUUGAUUUGGAGACAGGUUUGGAAGUGUUGAAAGUACAACUCUGUUUUAUUGAGUUAACAAAUGAAUAUAACGAUGUUUGGUUGAUGAAAGAAUAUGGGGAAGCAAGUUCUUGGACUCGGAUUUAUAAAAUGGACCCGUUUUAGGUCUUUCUCGUAUUGCAAACCUUUAAUGUUUUACGAGAAUGAAAAGAAAUGUUUUUUAUUGGAGAUGUGCCAUUUGAAGCAUACGAAACUUGUUUGGUAUGAAAUACAGAAGAAUAGGGGCGAAUCAAUUAAGAUUCAGAAUUUGCCCGAUUCGCUUAGGAAAUUUGGGACAACAACUUGUGUUGGGAGUCUUCUUCUGCUUGAUGGUCAUAAUGUGAUUGAUCCCGUGGAGCAGAAAAAGAAGAAAACGAAUAAGAGAAAGAGGAAAUGAAAGUCCAUCAGAGGUUCCUAGCCUAUUAGGGAAAGCAGUAGAUGAGUUAAAAAAUAAAAAUAAAUAAAGCAAGAACGAUAAAAGGUGAUUGUAUCUACUGAAUCUUUCAAACGUAAUACAUACUGUUAAAUUUGUUGUGUUAAUCAGUCAAACUUGAUC
Molecule: messenger RNA, 1021 nt
Organism: Quercus lobata
Lineage: Eukaryota; Viridiplantae; Streptophyta; Magnoliopsida; Fagales; Fagaceae
Exons: 2
Coding region: 542-862 (106 amino acids)
Source: RefSeq, a predicted model, not a curated record